AUGGACUCCACAAAGAUAGUACUAUCCGUUUUUACCGCCGUCGGUGCUCUCGCACUGUUGCACCUCCUCUUCAUAGCCUGCCAACAUAUCUACACCUUGUUCCUCCAUCCCUCCAGUCUACCGACAUAUCUCGAUAAAACCAAAGGCUCGUAUGCCCUCGUCACAGGCUCCACGGAAGGCACAGGAACCGAAUUCGCCCGGGAGCUGUGCAGAUACGGCUUCAACAUCGUCCUCCACGGCCGAAACCCGGAGAAGCUAUCAAACGUCGAGGCCAGUCUGAGGCGUGAAUUCCCGCUCGCCAAAUUCCGCCAGUUCAUCUUCGACGCUUCACAGCCCACCCACUCCCUCGAAGAGGCCGUUACCAGAACGCUCAACGACAUCCCUCUCUCAGUCCUCGUGAACAACGUCGGGGGCACCGGUGGCCAGAUCCGUUCGCAGUAUACAACUCUCAAGGGCCACACGAACGAUGAGGCGGACCGCAUAAUCAACGUCAACAUGCGAUUCAUGACGCAACUCACUCGCGUCCUUCUUCCACUCCUCGAGCGCCAUACCCCAGCGCUCAUCAUAAACAUCUCCUCCGUAACCUCUGUGGGAAUGCCCUAUCUGACCGUCUAUGCCGGCACAAAGGCGUACAUCCAAUCGUUCACGAAUGGAUUGAACAUGGAAAUGAAAGCGGAGGGUAAAAAGAUCGAUGUGAUGUCCAUGGUUCUUGCCAGCGUGCAAACCGCAGGAAAUCCUCUGGGGCGCGGGUUUUUCGUCCCGACGCCAGACAAGAUCGCACGCUCUUCGCUGAGACGGGUUGGCUGUGGCUGCGUUUCAGUCACCCCGUAUUGGCGUCACCGCAUGCAGAAACUGGCAAUGGAUAUUCUUCCCGCGGCAUUGGUGCGGCGGUUGGUAGUUUACAACGUUAAGUUCCUCAAGGCUGAAGCGGACGAGCAAGAGAGGAGGAAAGCGACGAAACCUUCCGAGUGA
This is a messenger RNA of Paracoccidioides lutzii Pb01, 972 nucleotides long. RefSeq names its product estradiol 17-beta-dehydrogenase 12-A. Gene Ontology annotation, molecular function: oxidoreductase activity. The record is from RefSeq and is a predicted model, not a curated record. The transcript has a single exon. Bases 1 to 972 code for a protein of 323 amino acids. Gene Ontology annotation, cellular component: endoplasmic reticulum.